AUGGCAAGAACACCUUUUUACGACAAAAGUGGAAUGAGGAAAGGGACUUGGAGUGCUGAGGAAGAUAGGAAACUAAUUGCUUAUGUAACUAGAUAUGGUUGCUGGAACUGGCGCCAACUCCCUAAAUUUGCAGGUCUUUCGAGAUGUGGAAAAAGUUGUAGAUUGAGGUGGAUGAAUUAUUUAAGGCCUGAUAUCAAAAGAGGGAACUUCACUCAACAAGAAGAGGAAUUGAUCAUCCAAAUGCAUAAAAAUAUGGGCAAUAGAUGGUCAGUCAUUUCGGCUGAAUUACCUGGAAGAACUGAUAACGAAGUGAAGAACCAUUGGCAUACUUCACUUAAGAAGAGAGUUCAACAGAUGAACACAGUCUCAAAUGAAGACACCAUUGUCGCUAAAUCUCCAGCUAAUUCCCAUAUCUCAGACAUCACUGACUCAUUAUCUCCAUUUUCAUCAUCCAGUGAUGUAUCUUCCACAUCUGAAAAUGAUUUUGGUUUUCUAGAUACGUUUAUAGAAUCCAUGGAUGAAAGCUUUUGGCUAGAUGAUCUUUCAAACACACCAAGUGGAAUAGUGCAAAACAAUACUAGUUGUGCUAUCCAAAAUCAAGAAAAUACCACUAAUGAUGUUUUCUUAGUGUCACAUAAUCAUAUGUCCUAUGAAAGUUUUGUUCUUGAUAAUGACUUUAGCAACUUUCUAAAUGCUUACACAGAGUCUACAGUUGAUAGUUUUUGGACUCACCCAUAUGAGGGUGACAUGUCCUACGUUCUAUAG
Molecule: messenger RNA, 765 nt
Organism: Lathyrus oleraceus (garden pea)
Lineage: Eukaryota; Viridiplantae; Streptophyta; Magnoliopsida; Fabales; Fabaceae
Product: transcription factor MYB13
Exons: 2
Coding region: 1-765 (254 amino acids)
Source: RefSeq, a predicted model, not a curated record